AGAGGAGCAGCUAACUCGUGUGACUGAAGUUCAGAGGUUGCAGGCCCAGCAGGCAGAUGCUGCUCUGGAAGAGUUUAAGCGGCAAGUGGAACUGAACUCAGAGAAAGUCUAUGCUGAAAUGAAAGAGCAGAUGGAAAAAGUAGAAGCAGAUCUAACUAGAUCUAAGUCCCUUCGUGAGAAACAAUCAAAGGAGUUUUUAUGGCAACUGGAGGAUGUCAAACAGCGAUACGAACAGCAGAUAGUAGAGCUGAAGCUGGAGCAUGAACAGGAGAAGACGCACCUAUUACAGCAGCAUAACGCAGAGAAGGAUAGCCUAGUCCGAGACCAUGAACGGGAAAUUGAAAACCUGGAAAAACAGCUUCGCGCUGCCAAUAUGGAGCACGAAAAUCAAAUUCAGGAGUUCAAGAAACGAGAUGCACAGGUUAUUGCUGACAUGGAGACCCAGGUUCACAAGUUGAGAGAAGAGCUGAUUAGUGUGAAUUCACAGCGGAAACAGCAGCUGGUAGAGCUUGGUCUUCUUCGUGAAGAGGAAAAGCAAAGGGCGGCACGGGACCAUGAGACUGCUGUCAACAAACUGAAGGCUGAAUCAGAAAAGAUGAAAAUAGAGUUGAAAAAGACCCAUGCUGCUGAGACAGAGAUGACAUUGGAAAAGGCUAACAGCAGGCUGAAGCAGAUUGAGAAGGAAUAUACUCAGAAACUUGCCAAAUCUUCACAGAUCAUAGCAGAACUUCAGACAACCAUUUCCUCUCUGAAAGAGGAGAACAGCCGGCAGCAGCUUGCUGCAGAAAGGCGGCUCCAGGAUGUUGUACAAAAGUUUGAAGAUGAGAAGCAGCAGCUGAUUAGAGAUAAUGACCGAGCAAUCAAGGUUUUACAAGAUGAACUUGAAAACCGUUGUAAUCAGGUGCGAUGUGCAGAGAAAAAAUUACAGCACAAAGAAUUGGAGGCACAAGAACAGAUAACUUACAUAAGACAAGAAUAUGAAACAAAAUUCAAAGGGUUGAUGCCAGCAUCUCUAAGACAAGAACUUGAAGACACAAUUUCCUCCUUAAAAUCCCAGGUUAACUUUCUGCAAAAGAGAGCAUCCAUCCUGCAAGAAGAACUGACUACGUACCAAAGCAGAAGGUAACUUCAUGAGAGGAUGCAUUGGAUGCUGUUGUCCAGGCUGCACUGUGGAUUUCUUCCAGCAGGUUUGAAGAUUUGAAUAUUGUGAACUGUGAGAUCAGUGGCAUUUUUUAAUACUUAAAUGUAAUUAAGAUCAUAAAAACUUGCAUCAUUCA
Molecule: messenger RNA, 1277 nt
Organism: Propithecus coquereli (Coquerel's sifaka)
Lineage: Eukaryota; Metazoa; Chordata; Mammalia; Primates; Indriidae
Gene: CEP112
Product: centrosomal protein 112kDa
Exons: 10
Coding region: 119-1126 (335 amino acids)
Source: RefSeq, a predicted model, not a curated record